UCACCUCUCAUCGUUUUCUUCUUGGGUUCACUCAUUCUCCUCUUUACCUUUCUGUUAAGAGAAGUUGCAGAGACUUUUGAGAGCUGCCAUGGCGGCUUCUCCAAUCUAUAAAUACACAAUCAUGUAUGUAUGUGUAUAUAUGUCUUUCUCCGCAACAAAAAUAGACUAAUUAUCAAACAAAUAAUAAAAUAAUUAGAAAGAAAAGUAAACCAUCGUUAGAUCUUAAAUACGGACAGGUGAGUUCUGUUCCUUUCUCUCUCCCUCUCUCCCUCUCUCUCUGGGAUCUCUUGCUUUUGCUUUCUUUCAUCAGUUCAGAUGAUCAAGAACCACGUGCAGAGCUGAGAUUCAGCUUGAACGAUCACCACACUUCACCGUCGUUAUAUUUUCCGAUGGCCACGUACUUCGCCGGAAACCUGGGAAUUCCCGGUGGAGAAGACGGCGGCCACAGCGCCGGCGCCGGCGGCGGGGGGUUAGGCUUACACACGAUGGUUCUCAUGAACCCUACAACAUACGUUCACUUCAACUCCGGCGCCGACCAAGACCCGCCUCCCAACUCCUCCUCCGCCGCCGCCGCCGGAAACUUUAUCCUCUUCAACCCUUCCACCGCCGGAAACUUCCUCGCGUCAAACCAGGCGCCACCGCAACAUUUCCACGACCACGACCACAACAACAACAACACAAAUAGCGUUAACAACGUUUCAGCUGUGUUGCAUGGCUUCAUCCCGCGCGUCUACGGCACGCCAGUGGAGGCGGCGCGUGAAACUCCACGCGCUAACCAGCAGGGGCUCUCUCUUAGCCUCUACUCCGAGCAGCAACGGCCUAGUUUCGUUGUUUCGGGUAUGCAGGGAUCGGUAUUGAGCUCCAAGUACUUGAAGGCUGCUCAAGAGCUUCUUGAUGAAGUCGCUACUGUUAAUGAAAAUAACACAAGUACCGAGAAUAAGAACAGAAAAUGCUUGUUGUCCAACAAAAAUGGUGAUGAAGUUGACGGAAAAUCCGCCGGAGAAUCCACCAGAGGAGCUGAAACCGGCGACAAGGUCGCCGCAGAGCUGACGGUGCCGGAGAGACAGGAGAUUCAGAUGAAGAAAGCUAGGCUAGUUACCAUGCUUGAUGAGGUGGACCAGAGGUACAAGCAAUACCAUAACCAGAUGAGAAUCAUCGUCUCAUCCUUCGAACAAGCAGCGGGCUCGGGUUCAGCGAAGACCUACACGUCACUCGCUCUCAAGACCAUCUCCAAGCAAUUCAGAUGCUUGAACGACGCCAUUAAAGCUCAAAUCAAAGCUCUGAACAAGAGCUUAGGAGGAGAAGAACGCGAAGAAGAUGAAGAAGAAGGCAAGGCGGAAGGAGGGUCUUCAUCGUCGUCGUCGAGGCUUAAGUUCGUGGAUCAUCAUCUUAGGCAACAACGGGCACUUCAGCAGCUCGGUAUGAUUCAUCACAGCAACAACAACAACAACGCUUGGAGGCCCCAACGAGGAUUGCCUGAGAGAGCAGUCUCCGUUCUUCGUUCUUGGCUCUUCGAACACUUUCUUCACCCAUAUCCGAAGGAUUCGGACAAGGUUAUGCUCGCUAAGCAAACCGGUCUGACCAGGAGCCAGGUGUCAAACUGGUUCAUAAACGCUCGUGUUCGUCUGUGGAAACCUAUGGUGGAAGAGAUGUAUCUCGAGGAGAUGAAGGAGCAUGAGAAGAACAAUGGCUCCUCCAAGAAGAAGGUGAACCCUAACGAGCAUCAGGACAAAGAAGAUUCCAUGCCUAAAUCUGUCGGUUACAGCGACAAGAAAGAGAAAAGCCAUGUUUCUGAAGCUCCACAGAACAGUCUGAUGCUGAGACAAGACAGUUUCAUGAACAACAAUGGUCAUGGAGGAAUCACCAUGGCUGUUCCUGUGACAGCUUCUGCCUCAGCGACUGGAUUCUCGAUCUCGGGAGCAUCUGAGUUGGAAGGAAUCACGCAAGGGAGCCCGAAGAGAGUUCGUAUAAACGAAAUCCUGCAUUCUCCAGCCAGCGUUCCCUCUGCCAAAAUGGAUUUCAACAUUCCCGAAAGAUUCAGAGACGAGAAGGAGUUUUCGUUCCUAGCCAGCAACACAAACUUCAUGGGAGGAAAUUUCGGGGCAUACCCGAUUGAGGAAGCCGGGAGAUUUGAAGCAGAGGAAUUCACACCGAGCUAUUCAGGAAACAACAAUGGAGUUUCUCUCACACUCGGCCUCCCUCACUGCGAAAGCUUCUCGGUUUCUGCCCCAACGCAUCAGAACUUCUUCCCGAAUCAGAACAUUCAGAUCGGUCGGGACGUGGAAAUGUCUGAGCCAAAUGAAUUUGGUGCCAUCAGUACCUCCGAGUCUCAUUCUUCAGCAGCUGCAUAUAACACGAUCAGUCUGCAGAACCAGAGGAGGUUCUCUGCUCAACUGUUACCCGACUUCGUUACCUGACGAUACUCUGCAAUCUGUUACUUAUGGGACAAGGAAACUGUUACUUGGGGAAGAAGGAAACUGUUACGGUAUACAUAGUAUAGGUCUAUACGUCUCAUUGAAGGAUUUGAGAAGGGAUUAUCACUAGGCCAGUUUAGGGUUUAGCAUAAAAUGGUUGAAGCAUGUAUAUUAAUUUUGUAAGCUGUAUUCAGAAACCUAAUUUCAGAUACCAUUAUUGGUUACAAGAUUCUA
This is a messenger RNA of Tarenaya hassleriana, 2648 nucleotides long. Its product is annotated as BEL1-like homeodomain protein 1. Gene Ontology annotation, molecular function: DNA-binding transcription factor activity, RNA polymerase II-specific; RNA polymerase II cis-regulatory region sequence-specific DNA binding. Lineage: Eukaryota; Viridiplantae; Streptophyta; Magnoliopsida; Brassicales; Cleomaceae. Gene Ontology annotation, biological process: regulation of transcription by RNA polymerase II. The transcript is spliced from 5 exons. The coding region runs from base 390 to 2417 and encodes 675 amino acids. The record is from RefSeq and is a predicted model, not a curated record.